Messenger RNA from Prunus armeniaca (apricot), 3432 nucleotides. The record is from the annotation of a GenBank genome assembly. NCBI's taxonomy places the organism in Eukaryota, Viridiplantae, Streptophyta, Magnoliopsida, Rosales, Rosaceae.
AUGGAAAGGGAUCGAGUUGCUGGAUCUUGCAACUCCCCUCCCUAUUUUGACGGCAAUAACUACGCUGCAUGGAGAGAAAAAUUUGAGAUAUUCCUUGAUGCUCUUGAUGAGUAUGCAAGUGGGUAUCUCACAAAAGAGUGGGUUGCUCCGGUCAAGACUGUUGAGGGUGAGGUUGUGCCCAAGCCUAGGUCAGAAUGGACUGAAGCUGAGGUGUUUGCUGCAUAUUCGAACAAGAAGGCCAGAAAUGCCUUAGUUACAGCUUUGUCUAGCACACAAUUUGCACAUAUACAACACAUCCCUAAUGCUAAACAAGCUUGGGAUAAACUAAGGGUGGUUCAUGAAGGGGAUGACCAAGUUAGAACCCUAAAACUUCAGAUGGUGCUUGCACAAUUUGAAGAACUUAGGAUGUCUGAAACUGAGUCUAUUUCUGAGUUCUAUGAAAGAGUUGAGAUGAUCACAAAUGAAGCCAUGAGUCUAGGUCAACCCAUUGAAGAGCUUCUUGUUGUUCAGAAAAUUCUUCGUGUUCUACCAUCUAGGUUUAGAGCAAAGAAAACCGCAAUCAUGGAGGAGUGCAUGUUUCCUCUCCGAAAGGUGGUGAUAAAUCCUCAGGUUUUGAGGAUGAGAUGGCCUUGUUUGUCAAAAAAUUUAGGAGAAUUCUUAAGGAUAAGGGAAAGUUUGCUAGAGAGGGCAGCUCUGGUAGUGAGAAAAAUUUUAGACCAUCAACUGAUCGGUUUAAUGAGAGGAAUAAGGAUGUCAAACCUUUCACGAAAGAUUUUAGAAAAUCUGUCAAGUGCUUCACAUGUGGAGGCAUUGGACACUAUGCUGCUGACUGUGCAAACAAUCAGAAAAAAAUACUCCAAAGGAAAGGACAAGGCCAUGAAAGUGAGCUGGAGUGAGAGUGAAAGUGAAGGCUCUCAAGAUGAUUCAUCUUCCUCUGAUGAUGAUGACCAACAUGUUGCCUUUGUUGCCUCUGUACAGCCCAUGUUUGAUGAAUCUGAUUCUGAGUCAGAUGACCUGUCAUACGAGUCAUUAGGAAGAAAACAUGAUUGUUUGUUUAAAGAGACCUUGUCCUUGAAAGAAGAGAGCCUCAAACUUGAGGCAAAUAAACAAGAUCUUCAACAUGAAAUUCUCAUCUUAAAAGAAACCAAAAAGGAGUUGAGUGACAAAUUUGAGUCUCUAGAAAAAGAAAUUGAUGCUCUUGUGUCAAUUAGGAGUAACCUCGAGAACCAAGUUAAUGUGCUCAAGGAAAGUAACAUUGGUUUCCAGAACUCAAACAAACAGCUCCUAGGUGAAUUGAAUGAAGCAAAUAGGAAGAUUAUAUCUAUGACCAUUGGUGCAUCAAAAAUUGACAAAAUGUUGAAUAUGGGAAAACUUCAUGGGGACAAAGGUGGUCUUGGAUUUAAUCACUUUGGUUCUAGUUUGUCUAGUUCUACCACUAAGUUUGUCAAAUCAGAAAAUCCAGUCACGAUUCCUCUUGAUGUUCAGCAGGUUGUCAAGAAACCUAAGUUUGUUCCAACUUGUCACAGGUGUGGGUUGACUGGUCAUAUUCGACCAGCCUGUCAUAUGUAUAGCAAAGAUAAGACCAGAAAAUUGUCUCCAAAAUCUAAAAGGAAUCCCAGAUCUUUGCAAGAUCAAGUUGAUCAUUUGCUGAAUGAGGUCACUAAGAUAGCCAAACUUGUCUCCCUCAAAAUGAGUUCUCCUAUUGUGCCUAAGUCUACUUGGAUUGCAAGAGGUCAUAGCAAAUCUCUUGUUGUGCUAAAUGCUUUUGCUGCUUCAAAUAUCAACUCUUGGUAUUUUGAUAGUGGUUGUUCCAAACAUAUGUUUGGAGAUAAAAAUGUUUUCUCAUCUCUCAGCCCCUUUGAUGGAGGCACUGUGACUUUUGGUGGAGGUCAUAGAUCUCAAGUUGUUGGAAAAGGUACUGUUUGUAUCCCUGGUCUGCCCGAGCUUAAGAAUGUUAGAUUUGUUGAGGGUCUCACAUCCAAUCUCAUUAGUGUGAGUCAGCUGUGUGAUGAUGGAAUAGUAGAAGUUAGAUUCUCCAAGCAUGGCUGCAAAAUCAUUGGAAAAGGUGGAAAUGAGAUUGUGAGCGUGGCAAGGUCUAGGGACAAUUGCUUCUGCAUUGAUGGUGUCAACGAUGCAAAAGAAAUAGUUUGCAACAAGGUUGUAAAUGAAACAAGUAUUUUGUGGCAUCAAAGGCUUGGACAUGUUAAUUUUACAGACUUGCAUAAAUUGUCCAAGAGAGAGUUAGUAAGUGGCUUACCAAAGCUGGAAAAAUCUGAUGAGCAUGUUUGUGAAGGAUGUCAAUUAGGCAAACAAGUCAGAGUGUCACACAAAAAGGUCAAACACAUUCAAACAAAUGUAAUUCUAGAACUUGUUCACAUGCACCUUGUUGGUCCUAUCCAAACCGUGUCCCUUGGUGGAAAGAAAUAUAUUCUUGUCAUGGUUGAUGAUUUCUCUAGGUUUACUUGGGUCUCAUUUCUACGUGAGAAAUCUGAAACUUUUCAAAGGUUUAAGUCUGUUUGUCACCUUUUGCAAAAAGAGAAGAUGACCAGUCAUCUGCCUCUUGUUAGAAUUAGAACAGACCAUGGCUCUGAAUUUGAGAAUUCUCAGUUUCUGAAAUUUUGCGAAGAGAUGGGAAUUAAACAUGAGUUCUCUGCACCUAUUACACCUCAGCAAAAUGGUGUUGUGGAGAGAAAGAAUAGAGUGCUUGUAGAGAUGGCAAGGGUGAUGCUAAAUAGCAAAAAUCUUGCUAAACACUUUUGGGCUGAAGCUGUCAAUACAGCUUGUUACAUCUCAAACAGGGUAUUUGUGAGGUCUGGUACCAAACAAACUCCCUAUGAGAUUUGGAAAGGAAAGAAGCCUAAUGUGUCAUAUUUUAAGGUCUUUGGUAGCACAUGCUAUAUUUUGAGAGAUAGGGAGCAUCUUGCUAAGUUUGAUUCUAAGUGUGAUAAGGGAAUCUUUCUAGGGUAUUCCACUUCUAGCCGAGCCUAUAGAGUGUACAAUUGUAGGUCCAGAACCAUCAUUGAAUCCAUAAAUGUCACUAUUGAUGAUUUUGCUGCCUCUAUAGAGAUGGCAUUAGAUGAGGAUGGUCUUUUUCCUCCUCCUCCACUUGAGCAAGAAUCUCCAGGUCUGGAUCUUGUGGUUGACCUGUCAACUUUUGAAAAUUCUGUCCCGGUUGACCUGUCAACCCCUUCAACUUCUAGUUCCAUCUCCUCUGUCCAGGCUGACAGCUCUCAUACUGAUCAUAGUUCUCUCACUCCAUCUGCGAGUGUCAUUAUUGGCCCUCUUAAUCAGGGAGUGAGAACUAGGAAACAACUUGCUCAAGAAAUUAGCCAUGUGUGUUAUGUUUCCAAGGAAGAGCCUAGAAAUGUGAAAGAAGCCUUGCACCAUGGUGAAUGGUUUCUUGCAAUGCAGGAAGAAUUAAAUCAAUUGUGA